GCACAACAUACCAACACUUUGUCCAAUAGCCAUCUCCAAGCAAACACAUUGGAUUCAACAAAUCCCCAUAAUCCAAUUUGCAAAGUUUGUUUCAGAUUAUUGUGCAAAAUGAAAUUUGUUGUCUCUGUUUUGUUUUCCUUAGUGCUCUUUUCUUGUGCAUCUGCAUAUGAUCCUUUGGAUCCAAGUGGAAACAUAACCAUAAAAUGGGAUGUAAUGUCAUGGACGCCAGACGGCUAUGUGGCUGUGGUGACAAUAAACAAUUUCCAGAUGUACAGGCACAUAAUGAACCCCGGCUGGACCUUGGGAUGGACCUGGGCUAAGAAAGAGGUGAUUUGGUCCAUGGUGGGGGCUCAGACCACUGAACAAGGUGACUGCUCCAAGUUCAAAGGAAACAUACCUCAUUGCUGCAAGAAAACCCCGACAGUUGUGGACCUGCUUCCUGGGGUGCCUUACAACCAGCAGUACGCAAAUUGUUGCAAAGGUGGGGUGAUUCCAGCAUGGGGUCAGGAUCCUCUGGGUGCUGUCUCACAGUUCCAGGUCAGCAUUGGCCAAGCUGGAACCUCCAACAAGACUGUUAAACUUCCCAAGAACUUCACCUUACUUGGUCCAGGUCCAGGCUACACCUGUGGCCCUGCUAAGGUUGUGCCUUCUACUACAUUCCUUACCUCUGAUCGCCGCCGUAAAACCCAGGCCUUGAUGACUUGGAAUGUUACCUGCACAUAUUCACAGUUUCUGGCCAGGAAAAACCCAAGUUGCUGCGUCUCUUUCUCGUCCUUCUACAAUGAAACAAUCACACCUUGUCCAUCUUGUGCCUGUGGAUGCCAGGACAAGAGCAACUGUGUCAAGAGUCAUUCCAAGAUACUGAACAUGGUGGGAGUAAACACUCCAAGGAAAGACAACACCCCUCUGAUUCAGUGCACGCGCCAUAUGUGCCCUAUUCGGGUUCAUUGGCACGUAAAACUUAACUACAAAGACUACUGGCGUGUGAAGAUUUCCAUCACAAACUUCAACUACAGGAUGAACUACUCUCUUUGGACCCUCGCCGUCCAGCACCCCAAUCUGAACAACGUGACGCAAGUUUUCAGUUUUGAUUACAAGCCAGUUGUUCCCUAUGAGUCCAUAAAUGACACAGGGAUGUUCUAUGGCUUGAAGUACUACAACGACGUGCUGAUGGAAGCGGGACCUUUCGGAAAUGCUCAGUCAGAGGUGCUUCUCCAGAAGGACAAGGAAACCUUCACCUUUAAACAGGGAUGGGCGUUCCCCAGGAGAGUGUACUUCAACGGUGAUGAAUGCAUGCUCCCACCACCAGAUACAUACCCAUUCCUACCAAAUUCUGCCAAUCAAAAGGAGCUUCUCUCCUUCACAAUAUUUACCUCCGCAGUGCUUGUCCUUCUGUCGAUCAUUUGGUGAACGAUGGGCUAGCCUGAAAGGAAUGUUGGUUUUCAAAUGAAGAAACUUCGAUGGCACAGGCAUAGAAAUUCAGAACAAUUUUCCAAAGAAAUCACUGUGUAACAAAAUAGUGGAUUUAUCAUGGAAUUCAUAAAAUCAAAUAUAUGAAUCAGAACAGAAGCUUGAAUAC
Messenger RNA from Rubroshorea leprosula, 1579 nucleotides. Lineage: Eukaryota; Viridiplantae; Streptophyta; Magnoliopsida; Malvales; Dipterocarpaceae. The record is from the annotation of a GenBank genome assembly.